Messenger RNA from Eleginops maclovinus (Patagonian blennie), 8077 nucleotides. RefSeq names its product A disintegrin and metalloproteinase with thrombospondin motifs 3. Gene Ontology annotation, cellular component: extracellular matrix. The record is from RefSeq and is a predicted model, not a curated record. The coding region runs from base 476 to 4192 and encodes 1238 amino acids. Gene Ontology annotation, molecular function: metalloendopeptidase activity. NCBI's taxonomy places the organism in Eukaryota, Metazoa, Chordata, Actinopteri, Perciformes, Eleginopidae. Gene Ontology annotation, biological process: proteolysis; extracellular matrix organization. The transcript has 22 exons.
ACCACCGGGACACUCUGUCUCUGCACACUAUAUCUGAACUCUUCCGACUUUUUUUUUCAGCGUAGGCGUGCGUUAACUUGCACUGCCUUUUUAAAAAGUUAUCUGGGGAAGGAAAGGGACGGAGACGGGUGGAAAAAAAGUGGGCUACCUCUUCAAACCGUCCUGGUUUUUACCGGGGAGAGUUGUCGUCAUCAGCACCCCAGAUAUCCCCCCCUUAACUCCCUAAAUGGAUUGGACAGUCAUGGUCUAUGCAGUUCAGCACAGGCCAAAACAUUGGAAACAACUUGUGAGUAUCCGUCAGUUUGGCGUCUAGAGGGAAACUUUCAGAAAUGCCCGGCUGCUUCACUACAGCUCAACGCUGAGGACCUCUCCUGCAUUUGCGCUUUUUGUUCACAAGGAAAGACUUUGCUCAAAGUUUACAACAGAAAGGAAAACUCAGUGCUGAAGUGGCAGCUUUGACACUUUAGCCCUCGCUAUGGAUUGUACGUAUUUACUGAUGUGCUUUUCACUCAGUCAACUAUUUUUGGAUCAUAUUUUCGCUGCAGAAACACAUGAAAAACUCUCUGGAAAGUUAAGUGAAUAUGGUCUUAUCGUGCCAUUCAGCACAGACUCCCAGGGCCGGUACAUUUCUCACGUGGUCUCUGCUGGAAGUGGAAGUAAAGAUGAUGCUGAUGCUGAUGCCGCGUCAGCCUUCAGCAGGAGAGUGGCUCGCAGUGCCCCCGAGAUGCCCCCAGUCACCCCCGCCUCUAUGCAGCACUUGUUUUUCAAUGUCACUGUGUUUGGAAAAGAACUACACCUCCGCCUGAGGGCCAACAGGAGGCUUGUGGCCCCAGGGGCUUUUGUGGAAUGGCAUGAGGACUUUGUGGAAAAGGCCAAGGAACGUAUCCACGGGGACUGUGUUUUCACUGGAGACGUCAGCGACAUGCCAGAGGCCUCUGUGGCUAUCAGCAACUGUGACGGACUGGCAGGUCUGAUCCGGACUGAUAAUGGGGAGUUUUUCAUUGAGCCCCUUGAGAAAGGCCAACAGGACGUGGAAGUGAAGGGACGGGUCCACGUGGUUUACCGCAGGUCAGCCAUCAAACGGGAGACGGGCCCGCGGAGGGAGGACCUUCACAAUGAAGUGACAGACUUCGGGAUUGCAGACCUCCCUGUGGCUCUGGAUCUCGUCGAACAUAAACUGUCUGAGUCCGAGCGAAAGAGGAGGCAUGCGAAGAAAGACGACUACAACAUCGAGGUGCUGCUGGCCGUGGACGACUCGGUGGUGCGCUUCCAUGGCAAGGAGCAUGUGCAGAAUUACGUUCUCACUCUAAUGAAUAUAGUUGAUGAAAUAUACCAUGAUGAAUCUUUGGGAACCGACAUCAAUGUUGUCCUUGUUCGCAUGAUAAUGGUCGGGUACCGACAGUCUAUAAGCCUGAUCGAGCGUGGCAACCCAUCGCGCAGCCUGGAGCAGGUGUGUCGAUGGGCUAACACGCAGCAGCGCCGGGACCCCGACGAUGAUGAGUACCACGACCACGCCAUCUUCCUCACAAGGCAAGAUUUUGGUCCCGCAGGUAUGCAAGGUUACGCUCCAGUGACAGGGAUGUGCCACCCACUGAGGAGCUGCACUCUGAACCACGAGGACGGCUUCUCCUCCGCCUUUGUGGUUGCUCACGAAACCGGCCAUGUGCUCGGCAUGGAGCAUGACGGACAGGGGAAUCGUUGUGCUGAUGAGACCAGUAUGGGCAGCAUUAUGGCACCACUUGUCCAAGCUGCUUUCCACCGCUAUCACUGGUCACGUUGCAGCAAGCAAGAGCUCAAUCGAUACAUCCACUCAUAUGACUGCUUGCUGGAUGAUCCCUUCAAACACAAGUGGCCCAAGCUUCCUGAACUCCCUGGAAUAAAUUAUUCAAUGGACGAGCAGUGCCGCUUUGAUUUUGGUGUUGGUUAUAAAAUGUGCACCGCUUUUCGAACCUACGAUCCUUGCAAGCAACUGUGGUGCAGUCACCCAGACAACCAGUACUUUUGUAAAACCAAAAAAGGUCCUCCAGUGGAUGGAACAGAGUGUGCCCCAGGGAAGUGGUGCUUCAAGGGCCAUUGCAUCUGGAGAUUCAGCCAGCAGCCUCAGGGCCACGAUGGGAGUUGGGGCUCCUGGUCAGAUUUCGGUUUCUGCUCCAGGACAUGUGGAGGUGGAGUUCGCUCCCGCAGCAGGCAAUGCAACAACCCAUCGCCUGCCUACGGGGGUCGAGAUUGCCCAGGUUCUGCUUUCGACUACAAAAUGUGCAACAUGGAGGAGUGCGCGGGCCCUUAUGAAGACUUCCGUGCUCGGCAGUGCCUCCAGAGGAGCAACAAAUACCACAAAAACAUCAAGCACACCUGGCUGCCGUACGAGCACCCAGAUGAGGCCCGUAAGUGUGAGCUCAGUUGUAAGUCAAAGGAAACAGGAGAGGUGGUGUUCAUGAACCAGGUGAUGCACGAUGGGACCCGUUGCAGCUACUCGGAGCCCUACAGCGUGUGCGCCCGAGGAGAGUGUCUGCAUGUAGGCUGCGACAAGGAGGUCGGUUCCUACAAACAAGAGGACAAAUGUGGAGUGUGUGAGGGGGACAACUCACACUGUCGCACCGUGAAGCUGACUCUCACAAAGACCCCCAAAAAGAACGGAAUGCUGAAAAUGUUCGACAUCCCAAUGGGAGCUCGCCACAUUGUUAUCGAAGAAAACGAGACUUCCCCUCAUAUAGUUGCUGUGAAGAAUCAAGUUACUGGAAUCUUUAUACUGAAUUCAAAAAGUGAAGAAGCUGAAACAAAGACCUUCAUCGAAAACGGUUUACAGUGGGAGUAUUCCCUCGAGGGUGAGAAGGAGACGCUAAAAACAACUGGUCCUCUGCAUGAAGGCAUUGUAGUGCUGGUCAUUCCUCAGGAAGAAGACACCAAGAUCAGCCUGACAUAUAAGUAUAUUAUACAUGAGGACCUGUUACCGCUUAUUACCAACAACAAUGUUCUCUUGGCUGAACUGGACACCUAUGAGUGGGCACUGAAGAGCUGGUCUCAGUGCUCCAAACCCUGUGGGGGAGGCAUACAGUACACAAAAUAUGGAUGUCGGAGGAAGAGUGACAGUCGUUUGGUUCAUCGAAACCUUUGCGAGACCAGCAAAAAGCCCAAACCCAUCCGCAAACGCUGCAAUGUCCAAGAUUGCAGCCAGCCCUUGUGGGUGGUGGAAGAGUGGAGUCCCUGCAGUAAGACCUGUGGAAAGCUUGGCUACCAGACCAGGGUGGUGCAGUGCAUGCAGGAGCUCCUAAACGGCACCAACAGACCGGUCCACAGCAAACACUGCACAGAGGAUCGGCCAGAGAUCAGGAAGACCUGCAACCACACCACAUGCCCCGCCCAGUGGAGGACAGGGGCGUGGUCUCAGUGUUCAGUCACCUGUGGCGAAGGGAUUCAGCAAAGGCAGGUGGUUUGCAAGGCCAGCGACAACACCAUUGGUGAAUGUGAGGGCGAGAAGCCGGAGACCGUCCUCAUUUGCAAACUCAAUUCAUGUCCGGGUCAGCCAGUGUCUCCGCUAACAGUUGAAACAAUGGACAACUUCACAAUAAAAGAUGAAGCUGUACACCAAAGGGCUCCAGAAAACCCUGUCCACAAAAUCUCUUCAAAUGAGCCGUGUCUGGGGGACAAAUCGAUUUUCUGUCAAAUGGAGGUUCUUGCUCGAUAUUGUUCAAUCCCUGGAUAUAAUAAGCUUUGUUGUGAGUCUUGCAACAAGAAAGAAAACUUCGCCACACAUUCUCCAGACCUCCAAAACAGCCCAGUGGCCUCAGUUGAACCUGAGACCUCCGCUCCGUUUCACCCUGCGUCCCCCAAGGCCCUGCAACCCGCCACAACUCACAGCCCGCCACAAACCACUAAAGCUAUCGGCAGACGGCUUCGCUCUACCGCCCCGUUGCCAACCACCUCUUCAGCUGCUAAAGCCUUCCAACCCACAGGUGCCGCGCCGCCCCAGGGUCCCACUAGCGACUCCUCCCUUACAGCUGGGAAAGGAGACUCAGACCCGGGGCCUCUUCUACCUCCAGGGCCCACACGGCCCACAGCAGACUCCAGUGGAGGUGCCGCUAAAGAGCACAGUCCAAACAGCACUUUAGGCCCAGUUGCUGCCAGGUCAAGAAGGGAUGCUUUAGGAUCUGAGAGGGACUCGAGUCACAGAACCCUGUCAGCUCAGAAAUGAACAGUGAGAGAUGUUGUGAACGUGCUGCUCAGUGAGACGCUCUCAUACAUCAUCUGCCCUUCUUCAGCAUCUCGUAGACUCGUAGAUUUUUCUCCCACGCCAGUGAAUCUAGACCAGACCAGCUAUGGUUACCUCAUCAACACGUCAGCGGGAUCUGUGGGCAGCGCCGCUCACCCUCUGUACAAAUAUGAAUAAAGAAGGAAAAAAAACUUGUCAGGUGCUGUAAACUAAAACGACUACAAGAUGUGUUCAAAAUGUGAUGACUGCAUUGCUACAUUCAAGUUUUUAUCUGUGUACAGUUGUGUAAUCCUGUUUUUUCAAGUGCAUUAGAACUACUAUUGAACUUGUAUUGUGAACAUGUAGGGAGAGGUCAGAGGCCAGGGUUUUACAGGUCCAACGUGUCAGCUGUGGAGAACUGAGUGAGCCACCGAAAUGAUAAUAGACCAUGCCAGUGUGAAAUUAUUAAGUGAUUAAGUAAUUAAAUUAGCAUUUGCAUGACACACAAUCUAAAGUAAUUUAGCAGAUAAAAGGAAAUUAAAUUGCAAUUUCUCAACUUCCCUUUACUGAUGUCUGCCACAAUUCAUUAUUUACAGCAAAAUGCAGUUGUAUGUCAGUCCAUUCUGCUACAUGAAAAACAAAACAAAAAUAAAAUCCAACAGGAUAAUCAAACAAAAACAAAACAAGACUCCUUUUCUGGCCAAAUAAUAUGGCUGGCAUCUUCCUUUUGAUGACUGCUAAAUUUAACGACAGCUUUCCUAUUACAGGACAACAUGUGGCACUUCAAAUUGUAAUUCCAUCCAACACUGUAGAGUGGUGUAGCAGACAAAGGCCUCGCAGCACAUAGCAGCUGGCAAAUCAGUGCUCCUCUCGCUGUAAGAAAUUUAAAUGUUGAUGUUAAAAAUAAACACUUUUAGCUCUUAAAUGUGUGAGGCAACUAACCCUUGGUCAACAGCUAGGACUUUCCGGAGUCUUGUUGUCGCCAUGAGGUUGCUAACUAACUUCACAGAUGAAAUAGCUAAAACUGUUAGAGAUGUUGGAAAAUAUAUAUAUAUUUUUAAUUGAAACGGCCAGGCAUUUUUUUUAAUUCAUCAUUAAGAUGCAAAAUAAAUAGCUCAAAUGAUUAUAAUAAGAGAGCUGUUACAUCUAUAAUUAUUCCUGUGGCACACUCCAGACUCCAUAUCCACCUCUCCUGGCAGGGAGCCUCAUGGCUUCCUGUCCCCGGUGCUCUUUUUUUUUCAUGUUUUUGUUCCCAAAUCCAACGUACUGGCGAUAAUAUUCACUGGUAAAAGAAAUAAUGACUGUCUGCAAGCCAACCCCACUGUAGCCUGCCUAGGUCUGCAUUUGGGAGUCAGUCACUUUACGCUUUAAAAAAAAGAUUUAAGGAAAAAAAAACUCAUUGUUAUCUUUUUGUAACUUAUAUAUUUUUCAGAUAAUAAUGUAUAUAGUGUAAAUUUCAAGUUAUUGACCAGAAAGUGUGUUGAAACUAUAUGUAAAAAUACAGGCAAUACUGAGGUUGGUCAUACUGCUACACCAUUCCUGCAUUGCAGUUCAUAACUUCAUUAUGUGUCUUGUAUAGUUAUUGUAUAUACGUACGUGAAUGAAAGCUUUAAAUGUUAAUAUUUAUUGAAUUUUUAAGUGGUAUGGAGAACAAAGUAAAACCUGUUUGAAAAAACUCAGAUUCCUUUAAUGUCCCUUUCCUCUGCAUACUCUUGUUUUUUUCCUUGCUUGACUUUAGAGUUUGAACUGCUGCAAUAUCUUCAGAAAGGUUUGAAAAGCUACAACAAGAGUGUCUUUGAUCUGAUAGGAAGCUCCUGGCAUAUAGCGUUGCUUUUAAUGUUGUAUUCAAAAAUAUUUGUAUAAGGUGGUGGAUGAAAAUUAAUCAGGCAAAAGAGGGACAUUCAAACACUUUAUUAAUUUUGACAUUCAAGUGCAGGCUCUCAUUCAGUUAGUCGCAGUCAACAGUCAAUUAAUGAAUCCUAAGCAGGAAAUCUUGAGGUUUGACUGGCACACACUGACAUUAUUUCCUAUUAUAAGCCAUCGGCUUUAAUUCAGGGGUUGCUGACAGCAGUUACUUUCUGUCUGCUCUUCAGCUAAGCAUCAGGCUGUCACUGUGCCUCCAUCUCCCAACCUUCCCCAGAGAGUGAUGGGGUGCUCCUGCAGUGAAGGUGUCACACAAGCUAAGCUAGCCCAGGACGGUGCUCGCUGUGAGACGUCUGCGGAGGUGUCUGGUGAAAUCCAGCUGUGCUCGUGGCAAAGCCUGAUUGACAAUGGACUUUGGCAGCCAGCCCUGAGAACAACAUUAAACCGUUGUUAGACCCUUGAAUUGUAUUUUUUGACUGCCAGAUAAUGACUGACAGCUACGAAUAUAAAUCAAUUCCACAUUUUGCAGGUUUGAUGACCCACAUUUAAGAAUAAAAGCAAAGCUGUGACAGAAACAAAACAGUACCAUUAAAAAGGUGAAUUAAAAGGAAAUAAUAAAUAAGAAUGAAAGAGGUAAAAUAUUGUUUCAAACAUUUCCCCAAGCUUUCAAACACAGGAAAUGGUCUUCAUCAGUGAACAGAGUUAGUUUAGUUGUCACUCAAUGUUGUAAAACAGCAGGAGCAAACUGCUGAGACAGAGCGGCACCUCAAACAAGCUAGUAAGUAGACUUUGGGUUUCAUUUGAUGACAUGUUUUACCUCUAUAAAGUCUGAGAACUCAAAACAGACGGAUAAAAGAAAUACAGUGUCAAAAGUGAAGCAGCAGAUGGAGGGAUGUUCCUAUUUGUUUGAUGUAUAGGAUGAUGACAUUAGGGUUAUUGUGUCAGAUUACUGUCUUGAGGAUUAAAAAUGAAUUUUACCCAUACUUACACACAUAUACCUACUAUAGGCUAUUACAAUUCCUUAUCAUCAGGAAUUGUACAAUUGUCCAAGUAAACUUUAAGUCAGGUAUCUUCUAUAAUCCACCAGUAAUAGAAAGUAGCCUAACUAAGAACCAUGGCUGAAGUUAACAAAGUAGUUUAUGUGCUUAAAAAAAAUAGUAGUUUUACUUUCAUCUCAUGUAGUGGAGCCUAUUCCCGAUACAUGUUGCAUUAAAUAAAUUCUUACCAUGAACAGUGCUGCUAAACAGUAUAUGAACAAGAGAAAGAUGACCUAUAGCAGCUACAGCAGGAAAUAAUGCUGCUGGUGUGUUUACGCCGGCAGGAGGGCUGAGCCUUCAAGAGGGGACACACUGCACUCUGCCAGCACUCCCACAAGGAUUGGCUUCUUUUUUUUUUUACGACUGUCAGGGGGUGCAGUCCCAACCGGCCUGGAACUGAAGCUUUUGAAAAGCAGGCAAAAAUAAUGCAAAAUUGACUAUUAUUAACAUGAUAUCGGUUAAGGUGACCAUUAUUGUACCCAUGCACAGUUUUUAAAAAGUUGAAUCUACCUUAUUUGAGCAGUGAUUUAAUGCACAACCAACCAGCGAGCACGUUAAUGUGACACACCCACCAACGCUGUCUAUAGGCUAGCUAACAUGCUAACCAAAUAUUACCUGUAGUUCUGUAAGGACUGCUGUUGUGACAUGUAUACCUACCUUAAUGCGACUUCAAGGCCUCAUUCAGUUCAGCAAUGUUAAAAAAAAAUGAACCUGGGAAAGACUAAGGAGGAUUCACGCUCUUUACACAGGCGAGUACAACACACCUGUCGUGACGUAGGCUCACUGUCUUAAGUAGUGUGCUCAAAACAUGUGGUGCUAAUCAAAGAUAUAAAACAGUGCUGAUACUGUGCAGCUUGAUGUUGGUGUAAUACAUGUUUUUGAAGCAAGCGGCUGUGCUGGUAAUAUUUUUGAUGAUGUAAAAUUGUCUGUCUGCUUUGGUGAUUCUGUAUUCUGCAGUUUAUUCCUUAAGAAAUGUUGGUCUGUUUUA